AUCUAAAUCCAAAAUCCCUGCCACGUAAUCACAGUUCAAUGGAAACAAACAAACACCCACUGAACUCAGUUUCCAUCUGCAUUUUUUUUCUUUUCUUCCUAGACUUCGAUUCUCUGGAAUAUAAAAUCAAAUUAAUUUAGUUUUCUAGAAAUGGAAAGGAAAAAUAUGAAAAGUAAAAGAAAGAGAAUAAUAAUCAAUUGAAUUUUCCACCAAAUUUGUUCGACGGAUUUUUCUGAGGGUUUCCAUCAGAAUUCCACCAUCCAAACAGAACCCAGAAACUGGCUCGUCUUUGGAUUCGCUAAUUCAGAAUGCAGGCAUCAACACAUUUAAUCAAAGGAAAUUUAGAGGUUAAGAUUUCAAAACGGAGAGAUCUGCCUUGUUUUCGUGAAUUUAAGGAACGGAAGUCAACUUUGACUCGUAAUCUUUGCAUCCGAAGGGGUUCUAUUUGCAGUGGUUUAAGCUCUGGUGCCGUUUCAAUGGGAGCUGAGCUCGCACGUGCUAGAGAUAAUGUUGAAACCGUCGCUCGCUCUUUGAUCAAAUUUCGAUCUGUCAAAGGUCAAGCUUCAGGUGGAGAUGUUGAGGAUCUGGCACCAAUCAACCCUCACGAGACAUCUACUGGGACUGUUUUACCAUUUGUUGGCGUUGCUUGCUUGGGAGCUAUAUUAUUUGGUUACCAUCUAGGGGUGGUAAAUGGUGCUCUUGAUUAUCUAUCUAAGGAUCUGGGAAUUGCUCAAAAUGCUGUCAUGCAAGGAUGGGUUGUCAGCACCCUCCUUGCUGCUGCUGCAGUUGGUUCAUUUACUGGAGGAGCACUGGCAGAUAAGUUCGGCCGGACAAGGACUUUUCAAUUAGAUGCCAUUCCACUAAUCAUUGGAGCAGUUCUUACUGCUAUAGCACAGAAUGUCCAGACUAUGAUAAUUGGCCGCUUGCUGGCUGGUAUAGGUAUUGGUAUAACAUCUGCUAUUGUGCCACUUUACAUAUCUGAGAUCUCACCAACUGAUAUCCGUGGUGCACUUGGAUCUGUAAACCAACUUUUUAUAUGUAUUGGGAUUCUUGCAGCAUUGGUGGCUGGAUUACCUUUAUCACGGAGCCCAGUAUGGUGGAGGGGAAUGUUUGGUCUUGCUGUUAUCCCUUCUAUUUUAUUGGCUCUAGGAAUGACAUAUUCCCCAGAAAGUCCUCGGUGGCUGUUCCAGCAAGGGAAAAUUUCCGAAGCAGAAAAAUCCAUAGGAACACUAUAUGGGAAAGAAAGAGUUCCUGAGGUUAUGUAUGAGUUAAGGACUGCAGGACAGGGUUCUACAGAACCAGAAGCAGGAUGGAUUGAUCUAUUUAGUAAGCGAUACUGGAAAGUUGUGAGUGUUGGCGCUGCACUUUUCUUCUUCCAACAGUUUGCUGGGAUAAAUGCUGUAGUUUAUUAUUCUACAGCUGUCUUUCGUAGUGCUGGAAUUGCAUCUGAUGUUGCCGCAAGUGCUCUUGUUGGUGCAUCAAAUGUCUUUGGCACAGUUAUUGCAUCCUCUCUGAUGGACAGACAAGGAAGGAAAAGUCUUCUAAUCACAAGUUUUUCUGGAAUGGGUGCUUCAAUGUUGCUGCUUUCAUUGUCAUUCACUUGGAAGGUUCUUGCCCCCUACUCUGGCAUUCUAGCCGUUGUUGGGACUGUUCUUUAUGUCUUAUCGUUUUCACUUGGUGCUGGUCCUGUGCCUGCUCUUCUUCUUCCGGAAAUAUUUGCUUCCAGAAUUAGAGCAAAAGCAGUGGCUUUAUCGCUUUGCAUGCAUUGGAUAUCAAACUUUGUCAUCGGCCUGUAUUUCCUGAGUGUUGUGGACAAGUUUGGAAUCAGUGUAGUUUAUUUGGUAUUCACCGCUGUCUGUCUUCUUGCUGUCUUGUUUAUGGCUGGUAAUGUUGUAGAAACUAAGGGGCGAUCAUUGGAAGAAAUUGAGCUUGCUCUUAAUCCGACAACUUGAUUCAGAGAAUAAUCUCCGUGCCUUGUUAAUGUUCAUCCCAUGAAGCGCAGUCACAUGGAUUGUUUCCGUUAUCUUGGUAAGACUUUUUUCCACAAAUCUUUGGGUAAACUCUGAUAGUAACCUGCAUUGGUGUUCUAGGCUUCUAGCACUUGGUAGAAGCUGUCUGAGAUUUAGGAACAGGAUUUUUCUUGGUUUGGUCUCUCAGUAAUAAGAAUAUGCAAGCUUAUGGUUUUGUUUUACAAGAAGUGGCAUUGACUUGGGAAUAAGAGAAUGGGAAACCUGUUGGACCUUACCUCGUAAGGUUGAUUAUAUAAAUAAAUUGAAUUCAGAUGCAAGCAUAUGUUAUCUAGUUUCCUCCAAGAAAUCGUCAUUUCCAAGAAGUUGUCGAGAUUAAUUUUCCUGCUUUGUAAAAUUUUCAUCCCUUUUAAUCUCAUUUCGGUACUCGAUUUCAGAAAUGUUGGAUAUGAGUAUGUAAAUGUUCCAUUUUUAAGUAUUUUUUUAAUGUAGUUGGAAAAUUCUUGAAA
Messenger RNA from Gossypium arboreum, 2476 nucleotides. RefSeq names its product plastidic glucose transporter 4. The transcript has 14 exons. Gene Ontology annotation, cellular component: membrane. The coding region runs from base 309 to 1952 and encodes 547 amino acids. Gene Ontology annotation, molecular function: carbohydrate:proton symporter activity. Gene Ontology annotation, biological process: carbohydrate transport; transmembrane transport. NCBI's taxonomy places the organism in Eukaryota, Viridiplantae, Streptophyta, Magnoliopsida, Malvales, Malvaceae. The record is from RefSeq and is a predicted model, not a curated record.